AUGAGGUUCCUCCAUCUAGUGUUUGUGUCCUUUGCUGCGGCAACGCAUGCUUCGCCUCUGUACGGAAGGAACGGUUACGCCGAACCUUACUUCGGUCGCUUCGGUUUGAGUCCAGUUGUGCGUGCUAGGCCCGCUUUCGAUGGCCCUUCCUUCGCCCCGGUGAGGAACGAAGAACAGAUCAGUGCGAACGACAUCGAUGCCGACGACUCCUAUUCCUUCGAAUAUGGUGUCCAGGCCGAGGACGGCAGUCAUAGCCGCCAGGAAGCCAGAGACUCGGAAGGGACCGUCACAGGUCGCUACACGAUUACUCUAUCUGACGGACGUAUGAGAGUUGUGGAUUAUAUCGCCGACAAAGACGGAUUCAGAGCGAGGGUUGACACCAACGAGCCGGGAACCGACAAUCAAGCUCCCGCCGACGUCGAGUGGACUUCAUCUGCGCCCGGUGCCUCUCCGUCGAGACCCUCCUCCCAGAAACCCAAGCCGAAUACGCCUAACGGAAUCAAUCCUCGACCCACUGAAACCUUCGUAGUGCCUCCAAAUGUGAUCUCAGAGCCCGGGGCGCAAGACGGUUCGAUCACGUCCCGUCCUACGGUCGUCCCAACUGGGCCUUCUCGUCCAAUCCAAGUCAUCCAACCAGGUGUUCCCGCUACAGCCGACGAACCUCGGACUCCUCAUCACCCACCGAUCGGAUUUUUGCCCCCCGAACCUUUCUCCAGAAUCCACUUGGCUCCCCCCAGACCCAUAAACACGGCAUGGGGUCCAGCUAUCGCUCAAUACGACCCGCUCUUUUCAUCGCAAUGGCCAGUCGCGCACGCGCCCUUCAUACUGACGUCUUAUCCUAUCAAGAAGAAGAAGUGAUUCACUACGCAAAACGCGCCUCGCUAUUUUCAUCUCCUGCAAAUAUGUACAACCCUGUACAAUAUCUAUCCAUGCUACAUCCUAAUAAAUAAUGUCGAAGAUCAAGAGCGAUCCGA
This is a messenger RNA of Galendromus occidentalis (western predatory mite), 974 nucleotides long. RefSeq lists its product as uncharacterized. Lineage: Eukaryota; Metazoa; Arthropoda; Arachnida; Mesostigmata; Phytoseiidae. The transcript has 4 exons. Gene Ontology annotation, cellular component: extracellular matrix. The record is from RefSeq and is a predicted model, not a curated record. Bases 1 to 858 code for a protein of 285 amino acids.